This is a messenger RNA of Aspergillus saccharolyticus JOP 1030-1, 453 nucleotides long. RefSeq lists its product as uncharacterized. Lineage: Eukaryota; Fungi; Ascomycota; Eurotiomycetes; Eurotiales; Aspergillaceae. The coding region runs from base 1 to 453 and encodes 150 amino acids. The record is from RefSeq and is a predicted model, not a curated record. The transcript is spliced from 3 exons.
AUGCCUCUCUUCCACCGCAACUCCGUCUCCAGCUCCUCCGACCGCAGCAUCGACGACCCUAACACCUCCCACUACUCGCACCGCUCGCGUCGCUCCCACCACUCCACCUCCCCACGCUCCAGCCUCUCCUCUUCCUCCUCCUCGCGCCGCCAAAGCCACAGCAGCUACGGCCAUAGUCACAGCGGCAGCACCCACGGCCACUCACGCUUCAGCUUCGGGCGCCACAACAACGAGGACCCCUCCGUCCUCGCCGCGAAGGAGCAGGUCUCCCGCGCCGAGGCCGCCGAGCGCGAGGCCGAUCGCGCCCUCCUGGCCUCGCGCCGCGCCGUCCAGGAGGCCCGCGAACAUGUCAGGCUUCUUGACGAGGAGGCCCGGAUUGAGGCUCGCGCCGCCAAGAUGAAGCAGGACCAAGUCAAGUCGAUCACGAAACGCGCCAAGCCGCUGGGACCUUGA